AUGGUUAAAAAAGGAGACAUCACCAUCCUGAUGGGUGACCUAAACGCACAAAUUGGCCAAUGCAAUCUGGGCCGCGAAGAGAUAAUGGGUCGACAUGGGUUAGGUGUACUCUCAGGGAAUGGUGAACUAUUCACUGAGCUAUGGGCAAGUAAUAACCUUGUUAUUGGCGGCACAUUAUUCAAUCACAAACGCAUUCACAAAGUAACGUGGACGUCACCUGACCAUACUACCGAAAACCAAAUCGAUCACAUUGCCAUAAGUCGUAAAUGGCGCGGCUCCCUCACGGAUGUUCGCAACAAGAGGGGAGCGGACAUAUCAAGCGACCACCAUCUCCUCAUCGCUGUAGUCCGGCUAAAAGUUGCGGCAAUAACCCAACAAAAGUCGCAACGCCGCUUCAAUGUGGAAAAAUUGAAGGACGAGAGGGCCUCCACUAGGUUCGUCGAAGCACUAACCUCGACCACUGCCCCAACUACACCACACGAAAAUGAGUGGCAGCGAACCAAGCAAGUUUUCCUGAACUCAGCAGAGACCCAUUUAGGCUUUAAGGCAAUCAAGCGCAAGUGCUGGAUAUCAGACAGAACCUGGAACCUAAUUAAUGAUCGCAGAGACAUCAAAAACCAACUAAACUGUGCUAAAACAAGGCUAUCUAAGACAGUCCUGCAGCAGCGAUACAGCGACAUGGACAAGCAGGUUAAGAAAAGUGCAAGAACGGACAAAAGGAUCUGGAACGACAACAUAGCCAGCAACGCGCAGUCCGCGGCGGAGACGCAUCGCACCCGUGAUCUUUUCCUCGCCAUACGCAAUUUAACCAACAAGUCACAGAAGUCCAGUAAGCCGUUUAAGGAUGAGCAUGGCGAAAUGACGACGCCCAAAACUAAACAAGUACGCAUUUAG
This is a messenger RNA of Anastrepha ludens (Mexican fruit fly), 894 nucleotides long. RefSeq lists its product as uncharacterized. Lineage: Eukaryota; Metazoa; Arthropoda; Insecta; Diptera; Tephritidae. The coding region runs from base 1 to 894 and encodes 297 amino acids. The record is from RefSeq and is a predicted model, not a curated record. The transcript has a single exon.